AUUUCCUUGCAAGCUAUCUCUUCCACCAUUAAUAUACAGACCACAUCAUCUCACCCCAAAACAUCAAGUGGACCAUGGAGAUUAACGUAGUAGAUGAAGACGCUCAGCACGGCCAGCCGCUCUUAGAGGAUCAGAACCGUUCAUCAGCACCGGCCAACCAAAAUCAAAAGAACAUAGUGCAAAAAGCCAUCGACCAGACAUUCAAGAGCACGGCACAUCUGGCCAACCUUCUACCAACGGGUACCGUUCUAGCAUUCCAGCUCCUAUCUCCCAUAUUCACCAACCAAGGCCAGUGUGACAACGUUUGCCAGUACAUGACGGCGGGCCUCAUCGCCAUUUGCGGUCUUUCAUGUUUUGUAUUGAGUUUUACAGAUAGCUUCAGGGAUAAGAGCGGUAACGUCUGUUACGGGCUGGCGACGUUGAAGGGGUUGUGGGUCCUUAACGGUGAAGAUGCUUCCAUCCUUACUCCAGAGGUCGUGGCGGGCUAUAGAUUGAAGUUCAUUGACUUCAUCCACGCAUUCAUGUCGAUAUUGCUUUUUGCUGCGGUGGCUUUAUUAGAUCAGAACGUGGUGAGUUGCUUUUAUCCAAAUCCAUCAAGGGAGACGGAGGAGAUGCUCACGUCCUUGCCAAUUGGGAUCGGAGUCAUUUGCAGCAUGAUGUUUGUUACGUUCCCUACCAGACGCCAUGGAAUCGGCUUUCCAAUCUCAUCUAGCUAGCAUCUCUCUUCUUCUUCUUCUUCUUCUUAUAUAUUCACAUACAUACCUUAUACUUGAACAUUGUUGCCAUCGGGAGCCAUUUGUAUCAUGUGUAUUUCAACAAAUUCUU
Molecule: messenger RNA, 825 nt
Organism: Magnolia sinica
Lineage: Eukaryota; Viridiplantae; Streptophyta; Magnoliopsida; Magnoliales; Magnoliaceae
Product: protein DMP6
Exons: 1
Coding region: 75-716 (213 amino acids)
Biological process (GO): endomembrane system organization
Source: RefSeq, a predicted model, not a curated record